Messenger RNA from Gossypium arboreum, 2032 nucleotides. Its product is annotated as UDP-glycosyltransferase TURAN. Gene Ontology annotation, molecular function: mannosyltransferase activity. The transcript is spliced from 18 exons. NCBI's taxonomy places the organism in Eukaryota, Viridiplantae, Streptophyta, Magnoliopsida, Malvales, Malvaceae. Gene Ontology annotation, cellular component: endoplasmic reticulum. The record is from RefSeq and is a predicted model, not a curated record. Bases 211 to 1734 code for a protein of 507 amino acids.
UUUUUUUUUCUUUGUUACACAGCAUUAACUCUUUUUUUUUAUUUCUUACGCAGCCCCUUUAUUUUCUUCCCCAUUUACCCCUUUUUUCCCUUUUCAUUUAUCAUCCUUACCUUUGCUCUGUAUUUCAUUCUCUGCAAAAAAUAACCCAGCAUCAUCAUCUUCAUAUAAGCAAAUCAACCAAAGUUAAGACCGGGAGUGUCCUUUUUUGACAUGCUUCAAGGCGUGUCCGGUACGUAUCCGGCUGUGUCCGCGGCGUGUCCGUGUCGGACACCAGUACGACACUGGGGAAAAAAAGAAGUAAAAAUGGGGAAGAGGGGAAGAGCAUGCGUGGUGGUUCUAGGAGAUCUAGGUCGUAGCCCUCGUAUGCAGUAUCAUGCCCUUUCCCUUGCGCGUCAGGUAUCCUUGGACGUGGACAUUGUUGCUUAUGGAGGUUCCGAACCCCACUCUGCUGUUAUAGAGAAUGAAUGUAUUCAUAUUCACACAAUGAUACAAUGGCAAAAGUACUCUCAUAGCUUACCGAAGAUACUUUAUCCACUAAUGCUCUUACUGAAGCCAAUCAUUCAGCUUGUAAUACUUCUUUGGUUUCUUUGCUUCAAAGUUCCUCCUCCUGAUGCCUUCAUAGUGCAGAAUCCUCCUUCUGUUCCAACAUUAGUGGCUGUAAAGUGGGCGAGCUCAUUGAGAAAAUCGGCAUUCAUUGUUGAUUGGCAUAAUUUUGGAUAUACCUUACUUGGAUUGUCUGUGGGAAGAAGCAGCCCAUUUGUCUCAAUAUACCAUUGGUUUGAGAAGCAUUAUGGGCAAAUGGCAAAUGGUUCCCUAUGUGUAACAAGGGCAAUGCAGCAUGAAUUAGCUCAAAACUGGGGAAUUAGAGCAACAGUCUUAUAUGAUCAGCCUCCUGAGUUUUUUUGUCCAACUUCACUUCAGGAGAAGCAUAAGUUGUUUAGCAGAUUAAAUAGGUAUCUUUGUCACCCUCUUGGGGUUCGAGAUUGUGUAACCGCUACAACUACAGGAAUUGGGGCAGAUGACCAAAAUGAAACAUUAUUUACAACUCUGGUAGACACCGACAUCUUGUUGAAGCCAAAUAGGCCGGCUCUUGUUGUAAGCAGUACAAGCUGGACACCAGAUGAAGAUUUUGGGAUUCUAUUGGAAGCCGCGGUGAUGUAUGAUAGACGAGUUGCUGCUCUACUGGAUGAAAAUGAUUCUGCUGAUGAAGGGGUCCUCUGGAAGGAGAUCUCUGGUGGAAAGCAAUACUUGUACCCUAGGUUAUUGUUCAUCAUUACAGGCAAAGGUCCUGAAAAGGAAAAGUACGAAGAGAAAAUAAAGAGGCUAAAUCUCAAACGUGUUGCAUUUCGUACCAUGUGGCUGUCAGCUGAAGAAUAUCCAUUGCUUCUUGGUUCAGCAGAUUUAGGUGUUUGUUUGCAUACUUCCUCCUCAGGAUUAGACCUUCCGAUGAAGGUGGUGGAUAUGUUUGGUUGUGGACUUCCAGUAUGCGCUGUUUCCUACUCAUGCAUUGACGAGCUUGUGAAGGUUGAGAAAAAUGGUCUGCUCUUUUCAUCGUCAUCAGAGCUAGCUGAUGAGCUUUUGAUGCUCUUCAGGGGAUUUCCAAAUGAAUGUGAUGCUCUGAAAUCUCUCAAGAACGGUGCAUUGGAAACAGGUUCUUCAGCAAGAUGGGCCGCUGAGUGGGAAGAACAUGCUAAGCCGUUAAUAUCAGAGGUUAUAUCCAGAAACUUGAACUAACCUUAACUUCAGCCGUCUUGUGUCAAAGCUAGCCAUUCCAGCCAACUGCCUCUGCCACAUAAGUUAGUUUUUAGUCAAAGCGUUUGCUUCAUGGGACAUAUGCUUACUCCAAUUUUCCCAGGGAAUAUCACAACCCUUUGGCUAGGACUUUUUAGAUGAUAGUCCUUAUAGUUCCAAAAUGACAGACAGUUUUUAUUUGUGGCAGCAUACGUAUGAUCGCAUGGUUUGGACUUCUCAUGUUUAUAGGUUGUUUGACUGCUUCAAUCCCUCAAAUUUAUUAUUAUUAAAUUGAUAUAAA